CGCCUGCGGAACGCGGGGUCACAGGGGCGUGACGAAAACGGGGAUCGUACGGGGUGCGGGCGGCAGGCGCAUUCUUGUCAAAAUUCAUUUCGCUGGCGAUGCGGCUAGCGAACGCUUGUGUUAUUUGUUACGGACGCUUUUUGAGGGCUAUACAUGAGAUUACAUUUUUAAGAUGAGUCGAAAGAUUUUCGGACAUAAAAUUAACAGUCAGUGCAAGCAAAUAGCUUUUAACGUUUAUGAAUAUUUUAGAAAAAAAAAACUGGAUCCAAAUUCUGAUGAAUAUCAACAAGAUAUACCGUUAAACAAAACCGUAGCAAACGUUACUGGACUAUCGGAAAAGACUGUAUCUAGAAUUGUACAACAAGGAAAAUUAUUAAAAAACAAUGAAAAAUUUAAAUCACCGAAGAAAUUGAAACAAAGCCGCAGGAAAAGGGUGGAAGUAGAUGAUUUCAAAAAAGGCGUGGUAAGAAGAAAAGUUACUCAGUAUUACACAAUUUUUAAAAAAAUACCAACUCUGAAAUCCUUGAACGCUACCCUUAGAGAAGAUAAUGUAUUAUACUGCGGCAGAGAAUAUUUAAGAUUAUUAUUACAUGACCUAGGUUUUAAAUUUAAAAAAUGCGGAUCUAAAAGGAAACUCCUUAUUGAACAGCCAAAUAUAACAUCGUGGAGGUGGAAAUAUCUAAAUACUAUUAAAAAGUAUCGUAGAGAAGGAAGACAUAUUUUAUAUCUUGAUGAAACUUAUGUCAAUGCGUCUCAUAACGUUUCAAAAUGUUGGCAAUCAAAGGAUGAACACGGAGUAUUGUCUCAUAUUGGUAAAGGAGAGCGUUUGAUCAUCAUACAUUGUGGUGGCUACACUGGAUUUGUCGAUGGAGCACUUGUGAUAUUUAAAUCCAAAUGUAAAACAGGUGAUUAUCACGAUACAAUGAAUUUCGUGAAUUUUAGUAAAUGGCUAAAUGAAAAGCUGAUGCCUAAUAUUCCACCAAAUUCAGUAAUAGUAAUGGAUAAUGCAGCUUAUCAUUCGGUUAGAGUAGAAAAAAAGCCGACUAUGGCCUCUACCAAGCCAGAAAUGCAAGAUUGGCUACGACGACAUGAGGUGCCUUUUGAUGAUAAAUUAAAAAAGGAUGAUUUAUCCAAAUUAAUUAAAAGCCAUUACACAGAGGACAUAUAUAAAAUUGAUGAGUUAUUGAAAGCAAACGGCCAUGAAGUGUUGCGUUUGCCUCCUUACCACCCAGACCUGAACCCAAUUGAGUUGGUCUGGGGUGAUAUUAAAAGACAGCUAGCAGAAAAAAGUAUCGACUCCAAUUUGGACCAGAAAAAAAAUAUGUUGGAAAAUUUAUUUGCUGAAUAUUCCGCAGAAAAGUGGGAGCAUUGUAUUAACCAUGUAAUUAAAGUCGAGGAUGAAUACUGCGAACAUGACGGAGUUCUAGAUGACGUUGUUGAUUUUAUUAUUAAUGUGCACGAUGAUUCAGAUAAUUCGGAUGAUGGCUGCUUUGAAAGUGAAGAAUCAAGUUCUACUGAUAUUGAUAUGGACAUAAGUGAUUGAUUACUAAUUUGGAUAGGUAUAUCUUGCACACAAUAAAUUUUACAUGAAAUACGACAUGAAUUGUUUCAUUAAAAUUUUAUAAACUAAAUUAUUUUCUUUAUUAGAAAAU
Messenger RNA from Ostrinia furnacalis (Asian corn borer), 1652 nucleotides. RefSeq lists its product as uncharacterized. Gene Ontology annotation, molecular function: nucleic acid binding. Lineage: Eukaryota; Metazoa; Arthropoda; Insecta; Lepidoptera; Crambidae. The coding region runs from base 173 to 1543 and encodes 456 amino acids. The record is from RefSeq and is a predicted model, not a curated record. The transcript has 2 exons.